UAAGGCCGUCAUCGUACAGUGCUCAGUGUCAUUCGUCUGGUUUUAUCAAUUCCAGCAGCCUCGGCUUGUUCCAAGCGCCAGUAACCAGUCAUGAAUACUUCAAUCCGUAUUUUGCUCGUGCUCUUUUUAGCCUAUUCAAUGGUAUUCAUGUUCGUUGCAGGAAGCGUUCCUUUUGAACGAGCCAUAGGAGUCUGUAUCCGAAAUUGCGCUCAAUGCAAGAAAAUGUUCGGCCCAUACUUCCUUGGACAAAAGUGUGCCGAUUCUUGUUUCAAGAAUAAAGGAAAACUUAUUCCUGACUGCGAGGAUGAGGAUUCGAUCCAACCAUUCCUUCAAGCGCUUGAUAGCGAAUAUUAGAAAAUUAAAAUCGACUUAAUGUUCCUCGCUAU
Messenger RNA from Apis laboriosa (Himalayan honeybee), 386 nucleotides. RefSeq names its product eclosion hormone (gene Eh). Gene Ontology annotation, molecular function: ecdysis-triggering hormone activity. The coding region runs from base 91 to 354 and encodes 87 amino acids. The transcript has 3 exons. The record is from RefSeq and is a predicted model, not a curated record. Lineage: Eukaryota; Metazoa; Arthropoda; Insecta; Hymenoptera; Apidae. Gene Ontology annotation, biological process: neuropeptide signaling pathway; ecdysis, chitin-based cuticle.